AUGCGCGGCCGGCGGCACCCGUCGGUGCAGAGGCCGAGAAGUGAGGGCGGGUUCCACAGUCGUCCCAAGAGUGGCGGAGGUGCAUGCACGACUAAAUUAACAAGCAGGAUGCGUUGCGCGUUGGGUGCAGGAGUUUGUAGGGCGCGAUAUUGUGGGCCUUCCCGAGGAUCCUGCAAAGGUUACUUAGUAACUGUGGCCGUAGGCACGUGCAUCGUGGCGUCGUUUGGGUUAGCGCAAUAUCUGCAACCUGUACGACACGUCACAACCGCCAGGCUUUGGAGCAACCGUGGAGGGCUUUGGAUUGAACAACACGUCUGCCAGCGCAGCGUGGACGGAGGACGAGGGUGUGCUCACCCCGCCGGGAGGCUUGUGCGGUGCCUUUGUCCAGCUGCCACUUUCGCUUCAUCCGCAGCAAGCGAAGACCGAGCAAGCGCCGUCGUGAAGAGCUGGCUAGCGUUGACGGCGGCCGGGCUGGCUGGCAGGACACCAAACCUAUGGCCAUAG
Messenger RNA from Bipolaris zeicola 26-R-13, 504 nucleotides. RefSeq lists its product as uncharacterized. Lineage: Eukaryota; Fungi; Ascomycota; Dothideomycetes; Pleosporales; Pleosporaceae. The transcript has a single exon. Bases 1 to 504 code for a protein of 167 amino acids. The record is from RefSeq and is a predicted model, not a curated record.